This is a messenger RNA of Chelonoidis abingdonii (Abingdon island giant tortoise), 1308 nucleotides long. Lineage: Eukaryota; Metazoa; Chordata; Testudines; Testudinidae. The record is from RefSeq and is a predicted model, not a curated record.
CGAAGGAACAGCCUCUGCGGAGCCAGUAGAGAGCUGAGCAGGCGGGCAGGCGGCGGGCCAGCCAUGGAGAGCUUGGCGCAGCCCCCGCCGCCCCCGGGCGCGCUGAAGAGGGGCGGCGGGGGCGCUGCGGGCCGAAUCAUCCUGGAGGGAUCAGUGGAGGAAGAGGCGGCGGCUAACGGGGGUAGUGGUCGGGGCGGACCCGUGACCGCUGAGGAGGGCGGCGGGCAGUGGGGUCCUUCCCCUCUGCUUCUUCCCCCGCCUGCCGCGGGCCCCGGGAGGGACUCUCCUCCCGCGCUGGGGUCUCCCGUGCCUGCCACUGAGAGCCGCCGGUCCGCUGCGGGCUGCGCGGAGCCAGUAGUGACUGAGAGCUCUGAGGCAGCGUCUGCCUUGGAGAGGGGCCCCGGGGAGGCCGGCAGCAGCGGCGGCGACCCCAGCCCCCCAGAGGAGGAGUCGCGGAGCUUGGACUCCCUGGAGUCCUUCUCCAACCUGCACUCCUGCUGCCCGAGCAGCUCCGAGCUCAAUAGCGAUGCUGAGGAGGUUGCGGCGGCAGCAGAGGGCAAGGCCCGGAGCCCCGGAGGAGAUGGGCCCACGGCUGCGGCUCAGCUCUUCUCUGCCUCUAAGGAGCGCUUUCCUGGCCAGUCGGUUUAUCACAUCAAGUGGGUCCGCUGGAAGGAGGAGAACACGCCGAUCAUCACCCAGAACGAGAACGGGCCCUGCCCGCUGCUGGCCAUCAUGAACGUGCUGCUGCUGGCUUGGAAGGUUAAGCUGCCACCAAUGAUGGAAAUCAUAACUGCUGAACAGCUGAUGGAAUAUUUAGGAGACUAUAUUCUUGAUGCAAAACCAAAAGAGAUUUCUGAAAUUCAACGUCUAAAUUACGAGCAGAAUAUGAGUGAUGCAAUGGCUAUCCUACAUAAGCUACAGACAGGUCUGGAUGUGAACGUGAAGUUCACUGGUGUACGAGUUUUUGAAUACACACCUGAAUGCAUAGUAUUUGACCUUCUUGAUAUCCCUUUAUACCAUGGAUGGUUAGUGGAUCCUCAGACUGCUGACAUUGUGAAGGCAGUUGGUAAUUGUAGUUACAAUCAAUUGGUGGAGAAGAUAAUCUGUUGUAAACAGUCGGACAACAGUGAGCUGGUUAGUGAAGGAUUUGUAGCUGAACAAUUUCUGAACAACACAGCCACUCAGUUGACAUACCAUGGAUUAUGUGAGCUGACUUCAGCAGUUCAGGAAGGAGAACUUUGUGUGUUCUUCAGGAACAACCAUUUUAGCACCAUGACCAAAUAUAAGGUAUGAUUAUUAACCUUUUCA